Ailuropoda melanoleuca (giant panda) is the source of this 2369-nucleotide messenger RNA. It is a transcript of the gene CXHXorf65, whose product is annotated as chromosome X CXorf65 homolog. NCBI's taxonomy places the organism in Eukaryota, Metazoa, Chordata, Mammalia, Carnivora, Ursidae. Bases 491 to 1015 code for a protein of 174 amino acids. The transcript has 6 exons. The record is from RefSeq and is a predicted model, not a curated record.
GACAAGUAGACUCCGCACUGAGCGUGGAGGAGCUCGACAUGCAGGGCUUGACCCCAGAACCCUGAGAUCACGACCUGAGCCGAAACCAAGAGUCAGGUGCUUAACCGACUGAGUCACCCAGGCGCCGCGCAGUAUGCAUUUUAGAAUUAGAUUUACCGUGCUGCCCCCAUCCCCAGCAAAUCUUUCAUAGACCCCACCCAGGUUCUUCUCUCCCUAUCCUUACUCUACCUUCUGCCACAUGUAGCACUUCCGACCUCAUAAUCCCUCAACUGCAGCCUCAGGCCCCGCCCCAGGGAUGUUGGUUAUUCACAACUGCCAAGAGCUCUCUCCUGUCUGCCCAGUCUGGGCCUCUGCAGCCUAUGAGAUCCACCGACCUCUCCAGACCCCCAACCCUAUGGGCCCACUUGCCCCCCUCCCAGGAUCUCUAGAACACUCUCCUUCUGAAUGACUCAUCAGGCCUCUAUCUGAAGAGUGAGGAGAUCUUGAGAGCAUGUUCAUUUUCAUCAAACAUGGAGAUGAUCAGCAGUUUCUGGUCAAUACCAAUUGCUCUGUCGUUCGGUUGCUGCAUUACACCCGCAGUAAAGUAGGGUUGCCUAAAACAGACACCAUCGAUUUGUGUGAUGAAUCAGGGACAAUGAAGUUGCUUUUCCUGACAAAGACCCCUGAAGACUAUGCCAGCAAAUUCCUUACUGCUCGAGACACCUACUACAUUUGUAAGGUGGAACGUGGAGCACCAGGAACCCGACUGGAGAAUGCCUACAAAGCUUUUGUGCCUCUCCUGAAGAAUCCAGAACCUGAGCUAAUUGAUGCCUUACGCACACAAUGUGACACCCUGGAGAGAAACCGAGUGAAAUUGCUUAGAAGCCAAGAAGUCAAGAAAGUUGUUACAAUUGAACCCUCCGUGAAUCUCCCACAGAAAUCAAAGGGAAGAUCAGAUGAAGAGAGGCCUACUCGCAAGCGUCUGACGUUUAAGACUAAAGUGGACAUUCUCGGUAGAAGGGAUAAACGUCGCUAACUAAAUAAAGUGACCAAGUGAGAGCAGUAAUACGAGGUAUGAAAUUACUGGAAUUCAACAGGAGGUCCCUUCUUCAAGAAAGACUCCUUCUCCCAAUAUCUGCACCAAGGCUUAAGUGUGCCCCAGGCACCAUGGAGGCUCGGAGGGUGGGUAGGAGUGGCAGGAGAGGGUUGGGGUGAGCACAUGGGUGGGGGUGAGGCAAGACUGUAAAGUCUGGUACAAUGAGCCUUUGAGGGACAGAGUAGGGGGUGGGGUCUACUCCAACCAGACUACCUCCUCUUGAGAGGCCUAUCACAGCCCGCCCACUACUGCUGGGGUUCGGUGACGGACUGGCAUCUUCCCUUCCCCAACUGUGAUCCACCAACUCCCCCUGCUGAAAUUCCCCCACCCCCCACCUCUCCACUUCUGAGUAGUCCCUCCCGCCAGUCCUCUGCCUUCCCUCCCUCCCUCCCCCUUAUCCGAGGGACUAAGCAAGGCAGCAGAAACCAGAGCUGGUUAUAGGCAUUUAUUGAAUUUAUUCAUUUAUUGAUUUGACACACUUCCCCACUCCAAUCUAGCACAUGAUACAAUCUGGGUAGGCCAGGCGCUGACACAGGAAAUGAUGGGAACCCACAGCAGGGGCGGGGGAGGGGACAAUGCAAAGGGGACUGGGGGAGGUGCUGCUUUGGGGGCUGGGGUGGAGAAGGAGCCCCAGAUGGCCACCCUGGCAGGUGCUAGUAAACCUGAUCCACAUUCCCCUCCAUCCCUGCUCAUUUCCCAGACCCUCGGCCAAGCUCCUCAGCUCCCCCUUCCCUGUUCCACCCCUCCCCCCUGCCUGCCACCACACACGCUUCCACAUAACCCCUGUAGUCAGGCAAGGGGAAGAAGGGCAGGGACAGCUGUCAGGGGCCUGGAACAGGGAGGUCUCUGUGCCUAACUUUACCACCCUAAAUCCUUCCCUCCUCUUCUCCCCCAUCCCCUCCCACCCCCUUCCAGGCCACAAACUAAUUCCAGGCCUUCGAUGCACUCUCCCACCAUAGUGCUAACCCCGCGGUGAGUCCUGGGAGAGUGUGGCUGCACCCCCAAUACCACACACUCCCAGACACAAGGUGAACAAGGGGGCCCGGCUUAGCCUUUUCCAGAGCGAAACUCUAAGCUAGGUCUGAGCAGACCUUGUUCAAGACAUCUUGACAGCAGAGCUUUUCCCUUGCUCAGUACUGUUCUCUGCUGUGGCUCUCCUGUCCCCUGCUCUCUGGCGGCCUGGAGCACUCUCUCCCCCACUUCCCAUGUUUCCCCAAGUAAUGUCUGUAGUGUUUGCAUCAUGUCACUAUGACAAAGCCUUCAGAAAGAAAAAAAAGCGUUCUCCCCAUCACUA